Molecule: messenger RNA, 2052 nt
Organism: Aspergillus versicolor CBS 583.65
Lineage: Eukaryota; Fungi; Ascomycota; Eurotiomycetes; Eurotiales; Aspergillaceae
Product: amidase family protein
Exons: 1
Coding region: 1-2052 (683 amino acids)
Source: RefSeq, a predicted model, not a curated record
AUGUCCAAGACCAAGACGCUCAACCUAACAGAGGCCAGCAUCGCUGACUUGAGGCAAGCUCUCAACAGCGGAUGCCUGACCAGCGUGGAGCUCGUUACCCUCUAUCUCCACCGAAUCGCCUACUUUGAUAUGCGGAAUCAGUCUCUCAACUCUAUCUGCGUCUUGAACCCCCGAGCGCUGGAAGAGGCACAGGCCUCCGACGACUACCGCGCAACACCAGGCAAUGUGCCUCGACCUCUCGAAGGCCUCCCGUUUACCGUGAAGGAUAGUUUCAUGGUGAAAGGAAUGACCGUCGCUGCAGGAUCCCCGGCCUUUGCCGAUCUUGUGGCUCCAGCCGAUGCGGCCAUUGUUGCGCGGCUUCGAGAGGCCGGGGCUAUCAUUCUGGGGCGCACUAACAUGCCGCCCAUGGCCGAUGGUGGUCCGCAGCGUGGCCUCUACGGUAGGGCUGAAAGCCCAUAUAAUGCCAUAUACAGCACAACAGCCUAUGCUUCUGGUUCCUCCAACGGCAGCGGGACUUCGACGGCAGCCUGCUUCGCUGCUUUUGGGCUUGCCGGGGAGACGGUAUCGUCGGGGCGCGCCCCGGCCUCGAACAACGCCCUGGUCGGCUAUUCUCCAUCUCGUGCCGUUAUCCCAAAUCGCGGGCAGUGGCCGCUGUAUCCAACAUGCGAUGUCGUUGUGCCUCAUACGCGGACAAUUCCUGAUCUCUUUGACGUGCUUAAUAUCAUUGUGUUUGACGACGAAGCCUCGUCGUCAGGGGUUGACUUUUGGCGAAAUCAACCUUAUAUUCCUAUUCCCAAGUCUUCCGCAGUCCGGCCUCUCGACUUCCACCUGCUUCAAGACCCUCACGCUCUACAGGGUAAGCGGAUAGGGGUGCCGCGAUGUUUCCUCGGGGAACAAGGAAAAGAGCACUCUAGUAUUUGCACCAAAUCGGUAUUGGGUCUAUUCGAUCGUGCUCGCAAAGACCUAGAGUCCCUAGGCGCAAUUCUGAUUGAGGUAGACUUCCCACUCCUUGAGCAAUACACAAGACAGGACUUUCCAGGCCAGGCCUGCAAUGUACCGGGUCUACCAUCCAAGUGGAUGAGCCUCGAAAGAUGUAAGAUGAUCGCCACCGCUUGGGACGAUUUCCUGCGCCACAUGAACGACUCCAAGUAUCCGAAUCUUUCAUCCGCCGACCCGGGGCAAAUCCAUCCCCAUAUUGCUCCCUUCGACGAUCCUAGGGCAAUGUCCGAAGCGCAAAACAUAGUCCAAUACUCCGAUAUGAUCGAGUCUGUGCGUACUCGGACCAAAUACCUGCACAACCUUCCGCACUGCGAAAGCGCUGUGAAGGCCCUCGAGGGAAUGCGAAAGGCGUUGUACGACGACUGGAUGGAUUCCCAAGAUCUGGACCUCUUAGCGUUCCCGACGAAUGGCGAUGUGCCCUUUGCAAACGCUGACGAGGACCUGGACUCGAUGCGUCACGCCCUGCAGGAUGGGAUCAAGUACUCGAAUGGUGGCCGGGCCCUUAAGCAUCUCGGCGUGCCUUGUAUCACAGUGCCGAUGGGGGAGAUGGAGGAGAAGGGCAUGCCUGUGGGUAUCACCUUUGCCGCGAAGGGAUGGGCAGACCAGGAUCUGCUCCGAUUCGCAUUUGCAUAUGAGAAUGCCUUCAAACGGCGAACUAUGGCCCGAAGAGCACCAGCUCGCCCCACUGAUACGGUUCCUCUAGUCUGCAGACCCUUAACAGCCGUACGACCUGUGCUAUCGGUUGAUUGUAUCAGCUCGGAGACGCUCGAUGAUGAUCGGACUGAGAUCCGAUCGGUUUCAAUUAACGGCAAAGUAUCCUCGCCCGAUCCUCGUGUUCCAGUCUCUUCUGUCACAGUCUUCGUUGAUGGUGAAGCUUCCGACGGAGUCUUGGUCAAGGACGGGCGAUGGUCAUUUAGCCGUCAGUUGGCUAGGCCAAAGACGCACGACAGAUAUCCCACGCUGCGGAAGGUUCCUAAGGAUAAUUUCAUGUUAACCUUCGUGGCGAAGACCACAAAUGGCAGAUGCGCUGCGCAAAUGCUCCUCGUUGAGUAG